Molecule: messenger RNA, 2578 nt
Organism: Dimorphilus gyrociliatus
Lineage: Eukaryota; Metazoa; Annelida; Polychaeta; Dinophilidae
Source: the annotation of a GenBank genome assembly
AGAGGAGACAUGGAUAGAAAAAGCUAUUUUAAAUUUAUUGCUUUUAACAUGUGUAUUUUCUUAAUAGCGUUUCUUCUUGCGUUUUACCUUACGCCUUCAGUUUAUCAUCGAACUACUCUGCAAUCAAUUAAGGAUUUAGAUGAUACAUUCUUAAAGAAUACGCUUAAUGCCGUCGAUAGAGAUAGAUUAAGAAAUUUCCUUAGAUCCUACGCAUCUAAACCGCAUAUGGCCGGUACGCAAAAGGAUAAAGUAAACGCCGAGAAGUUGUAUAAAUUCUGGAAGGAAUUGGGUUACGAAGCGAAGAUAAUACCAUAUAGGGUUUUGCUAUCGUUUCCCUCGGGGAAUCGAGAAGAGACGAACUUGGUCCGAUUUAAAAAACGAAAUAAUUCCUGGUGGACCAGUCGUGCGCUGGAAAAACAGUUAGAUGGAAUAUCAAACCAAUCUGACCAUAUUGUAAGGCCUUUUAAUGCUUUUUCUGGUUCAGGUAACGUUACUGGAACGCUAGUUUACGUCAAUUAUGGGAGGGAAAUGGACUUUCUAUAUUUAAGAAACAAAUUCAAAGUAGAUUUCCGAGGGAAAAUUGCCGUUGCAAAGUACGGAAAAAUAUUUCGAGGCGAUAAGGCUAAAACCGCUGAAAGAUGGAAUGCGAGUGGUCUAAUUUUAUUUACGGCGCCUAAGGACUACGCUCCUAAAUUUGCCGGCAAGGUAUACCCAGACGGAAUACUAAUGCCAUCUGACGGCGUUCAAAGGGGCUCCCUGAAGCUUGAAGGCGACCUCCUAACCCCCGGUUGGUCGGCAACGGACGAAUCGUUUAACUACAGACUUAACAUAGACGAAGCUCAACUAGUCAAAAUUCCAGUUUUACCAAUCAGCUAUGGAGAUGCUGAGAUUUUAUUGCAAGGCUUUGAGAAGGAAGCAGUUCAGAAGUAUAAUCUAACGUCUGAUUGGGAACACGGAUUAGAAUUUGAAAAUAUAGACGCUUCAGCGUACUAUCGUUACGAAAAAUCGAACGAUUAUACAAAGCAGGUGACGCUUAUUGUAAACGUUACGAAAGAAAUUCGAACGACCUACAACGUUCAUGCGAUACUCGAGGGCAGUAUUGAAACGGACAGGUAUGUUAUCGUCGGUAAUCACAGAGAUGCUUGGAUCUACGGAGCUAUUGACCCGUCUAGCGGAACGGCUGCUCUAUUAGAAAUCUCAGCAAUUUUAGCUAAAGCAAAAAAGGAUGGAUGGUCUCCCAAGAGAACGAUUAUCUUUUGUAGUUGGGCUGCUGAGGAACAAGGCCUAAUUGGUUCAACCGAAUGGGUUGAGCAAUUCUCAAAUAUCAUUUCUGCGCGGGCAGUAGCGUACUUAAACACAGAUAUAGCUGUCUUAGGCACGUCGACAUUAAGAGGAGGCACAUCAUCAGGCCUAAUAAGCAAUGUUUUACUGGAAGCUGCAAAGAGGGUUGAAAAUCCUAAUAAGACAGCAAUAGGUUAUGGUUUGAAGACUGUAUAUGAUUCUUGGAAAAAGUAUAUGCCUGAUAGGGACAAUGCCAAGAGGCCUUACAUCUCUCCUCUCGGUUCUGGAAGCGACUAUCAACCAUUCAUUAAUUAUCUUGGUAUUACUUCUGUUGAUAUUUUCUAUAUGUACGAUCCAGUACGUUCUAUUUUCCUUAUUUUCAUUUAUCCUACGUUCUGACAGCAAUUUAUUUAAGAAUGUCUAUUAUUAAUCCAUUUAGAGUCUUCCGAUUCCCUUCUAUCCACUGUAUCACACAGCUUACGAAACUGUUGAUCUUGUGGAAAGGCUCUACGAUCCCGAAUAUUACUAUCACGAAGCUGUCGUAAGGGUAUGGAUGACCAUGGUAUUAAACUUAUCCGAGUCCACAAUUUUACCUUUCGAUCCUUUUGAAUUUGCCAAUCAAUUAUCGAGGAAUGUGGAAAAUGUUUACACUGCUGCUAAGAAUCUCUCAAGGGACAAAUUAGAGAUGAACUCGGAAGUUGUUAAUGCAACUAGUAAUAUAAAUAUGGAUAUAGCAUGAAACUCUUAUUCAUUUUACUAAAUGUACAGAUGAACUACUUAAAGUUGUCUCUCGGUUUAAAAGCAGGACAGAAUCUUUCAAUUCUCAAUUGAUGGAGCUUCGAAAACAAGGCCAAUCCGGAUUCCUUAACAUUCGAUUAAUUAACGACAAGUUAAUGGCAAUUGAGCGUUUUUUCAUCCUUCGUCAAGGCCUACAAGGUCGUCCAUUAAUGAAGAACAUGCUGCUAUCUCCAAGUAAAUAUAAUACAUAUGGAGCAACGAGUUUACCUGAGCUAUCGGAUGCUCUAUAUGAUAUUCGUUAUGGAGAGAAUAAAGAUUGGGAUGAAUUUCACAAACAAGUCAGUCUUCUAACAGCUUCAAUAAGAGAAGUGGAAUCUUCUUUAAAGAACUCAUCGCUUUUUAUGAACUAGGCAGUUUUUCAUCGGUUUUGCUAUUUUUUUGGAUUUUUUGCAUGAUUUAUAUUUUAAUAAGGAGCAAAAUAAAAAAUAAAAUAUGUAAAUUAAGUCUGAUUAAAAUCAUUAGUGAAGCCUUUGAUAUGUCCCAAUUUUUUUGGAAAAAC